CAGAUAGCUGCCUCCACUGGAUAUGAACGCAUAUUUAAGCUCAAAACUACCACAUCUUUACGGAAGCUAUUCUAUGUCUAUGCCGAGACUAUCGGAAAGGAAGUAGAUGAAUUAAAAUUUAUAUAUGAAGGACAAUGUCUGAACCCCCACAACAUGCCAAAUACGUAUGAGAUGGAGAAUGGAGGUACGCUCGACACCGUA
Desarmillaria tabescens is the source of this 201-nucleotide messenger RNA. RefSeq lists its product as uncharacterized. Lineage: Eukaryota; Fungi; Basidiomycota; Agaricomycetes; Agaricales; Physalacriaceae. The transcript has 2 exons. The record is from RefSeq and is a predicted model, not a curated record. The annotation marks the transcript as partial.